CCCAUUCAGAGCACGGAGCUCCAGCACCAACCCACAAACCCACAGACGCACCAACAACCUCAAGACAGAGGCCGGAAGCUGAGGCGCAAAGGAAGGAAGCAGAACAAAGUCUUCUCUUCGCCUACGCGUCUUACAAGAGAGGAGUCUUCGGUUCUUCAUUCCAACAGCAAAUGGAGAAGGCAGGACAUCAGCAUGUGAUCGGCAUCCCAGUGAGCAGCACUGCCAUCGGCAUCGAGGAGCCGGAGUUCACCAGCGAUGGAGCUACCUAUGUCCACGGUGAUGCAAAAUACUCGACGAGCACACGUACCGGCGGCAAAUCGGGCAGGCCAGGGGACAAGUUCGCUCGAGGAAUCAGAGAGCAUGUGACUCUAGGCCCAAAACUGUACGAGACCGUGAGGGGCAAGCUGUCGCUGGGCGCAAGAAUCCUCCAGGCCGGCGGAGUGGAGAAGGUCUUCCGGCGGUGGUUCGCCGUGGAGAAGGGCGAGAAGCUCCUGAAUGCCUCGCAGUGCUACCUGUCAACGACCGCCGGCCCGAUCGCCGGGAUGCUCUUCGUAUCCACAGAGAAGGUGGCCUUCCGCAGCGACCGGUCGCUGGCGCUGACCUCGCCUAAGGGCAACACGGUACGGGUGCCGUACAAGGUGGCCGUCCCGCUGAGGAGGGUGAAGGCGGCCAGGCCGAGCGAGAACCAGCACCGGCCGGAGCAGAAGUACGUCCAGCUGGUGACCGACGACGGCUUCGAGUUCUGGUUCAUGGGCUUCGUCAGCUACCAGACAUCCCUGCAGCACCUCGAGCAGGCCAUCGGCGCCGCGGGGGGUGGGAUGAAGGUGCAGUCGUCGCGGGGCGCGGGCACCGGGAGCGGGACGCGCUUGCGGCCUACCGCGGCGUGAAAGCUACGCGAGCGCACGGCGACGCCGAUCACUGUCCGACUUACAACACGGGCAGCAUCGUGAUUUGGAAGACCUCGCCGGCAUCGGCGACUAUGCGCAGCGCAACAUCGCCGCCGGGAGCUCAGCAAGGUGUGAGGACGGGCGCUCGCCCGAGCUGGUAGCCUACGCGACCUCCCUAUACGUGAGGCUGGAGGGGAACGACGAACCGCGUGAGCAUGGGCAUGGCCGUGAGGACGCCCCGAGCACGGCCACGAGCCUUGCAGCGGGGGCCCUCUAAUGGCAUAUCAACGGGCGAUGUGGAUUGGUAGGUGCUGGAAGCCUGCAACCGAUGUCGAUGGGCCGCGGUGUGUACGAGUAGCAAGCUGUGGUGGAGGCGCGGGUGAGAGUGAUGAUAAUGCUGAAGGAAAUGGCACACUGAAGGGUGUGUUUGGUUCGGAAAGGAACUAGAAUGGAAUGACACACUAAGGUGUUGGUUCUGUUGACAUUUUUGACUUUUCAAUUGAAUAUUUACAUUGAAAUGUUUCCUA
Messenger RNA from Triticum aestivum (bread wheat), 1414 nucleotides. Its product is annotated as putative GEM-like protein 8. Bases 171 to 887 code for a protein of 238 amino acids. The transcript has 2 exons. NCBI's taxonomy places the organism in Eukaryota, Viridiplantae, Streptophyta, Magnoliopsida, Poales, Poaceae. The record is from RefSeq and is a predicted model, not a curated record.